Molecule: messenger RNA, 467 nt
Organism: Eimeria tenella
Lineage: Eukaryota; Apicomplexa; Conoidasida; Eucoccidiorida; Eimeriidae
Product: formin homology 2 domain-containing protein, putative
Exons: 4
Molecular function (GO): protein binding
Source: RefSeq, a predicted model, not a curated record
GAAGGCCGGCUGAUGCGUUUCCAAACAUUCUCACUGCGCUGGACAUGCGCAUGCGGAUUCACCAGAACAGGGACUGCGAGCCGGUCCAGGACCUGGUGCUUGCCCUGGGCUGCGUCCAGCACCAGGGGGGCCGCCUCCGCGAAGCCCUCGAGGCCUAUAAGGAGGUUUAUUUCUUCCGCAGCAAAACCCUAGGCCCGCAGCACCCGGACACUUUGACAGUGCAGCAGCUCCUCUCCAUGCUGGAGGCGGACUUGUUUCGCGCGGUGGAGCGCAAGGAGCUGCAGCGCAGCAGCAGCAAAGAGCUGCUGCCGCUUUUCGACUUCGAAGAAAUUCAAGAAAAAAAAAUAAAAUCUUUUCAAGACCUUCCGAGCAGCUUUCGCCAGCCCCUCGCGCCUUCCCUCGAGGCCUUCAAGCGCCAGCAAACCGCCGAGGAAGUUCGGGCCCUUCCACUCGGUGGCGAGGACUAA